AUGUGGCUCUGGGUUUUAUUCAUUGCAGCAGUUCUCUUAAAGGACGUGCAAACAAUCACCCACUUCUUCACUCCCGAUGAGCUGAGGUACACAUUCGGAGUGACAGAGCACGCUAAAGUGCCCAAUCAUGAAGAAGUGUUCCCGGAACUAGAUUACGAUGAGAAUGGGCAACUAAACCGGAUACGAGUUGAACUCUUCGGGAAAUGGCACAAUCUCACCCUUGAACCGGCCACGAAUCGGUUGCUAGCCGACUUUGUGACAGCUGUUUAUAAAAAUGAUCGAAAAGGUGGCCAAUUGAGCUUUAAUCAAGAAGUCAAUCAUUGUCAUUAUCGACAUAUGGGAAAUGGGACAAUGGCAGCCAUUUCAAAUUGUGGAGGACAAAUUAAAGGAACGGUUAUUGACGAGAAUGGAAUCCACGUGAUUCACCCGUUUCCCGAACGACACGCGCAUCGGAGUAAACGAGCGGUGAAUGAACUGGGCGCUCACAUUGUUUACAAACGAGAAUCGAUUGCCUCAAAACAGCAAAAUGAUUUCUGUGGACUUGACAACGUCGUCACUGAAGAUGACCUCCUCGAGGAUGAAACGGCGAUUUUUGAGGACGUUUUUGUAACCGGACAAAAAUUAGUUCAAGAAUCCGAUUUAUUGGUUGAACUAGCCGUCUUUGUCGAUGAAACUUUAUGGAGGCAUUUCUCAAGUAAAUAUGGCGGAUCGGCUAAUAACAAAUUGCAAGAUUAUGCAUUGACGUUGCUGAAUAAUAUUCAAAUCAUGUAUUAUCAACCAACAGCUUCUCCACCAUUGACUUUCAAGGUUAUUCGAUAUGAGGUUUUGUCGAGUCAACCGUCCUCCCUCGCCCCUCAUCUUCAUCAAUAUGGCCACGCUCAGCGCUAUUUGGAUCUUUUCUGUAAAUAUCAACGUGAUCGCGGCUUUCGGGAUUGGGAUCACGCAAUUCUACUCACUGGCUAUGACAUUCAUCGUGGUGCUGGCUCGAGAUCGAUCUCGGGAAUCGCUCGUUUGGACGGAAUGUGUGACCCGUGGAACACUUGUACACUUGCUGAAGGUCUUGAUUUCACGUCAGCUUUCAUCGGAACUCACGAAUUGGGGCACAGUCUUGGCAUGCGACACGAUGAGCCCUAUUGCCCAUCCAAACACAUUAUGAGCUCUUCACUCGGUCCCGGCAAAGUCACUUGGUCGACUUGUUCUCUCCGUGAUUAUCAUCAAUUUUUGCAACGACUCGAUGCAAAGGGCAAGAACUGCAUGAGGAUCUCGAAUAUGCCGGCCAAGUUGGUGAUCCCCGUUGGGAGUAAACCGGGUCAGAUCUACGAUGCGAAUCUGCAAUGUGAAUUGAUGCACGGGCCUGGAUACCAUCAGGUAACUCCUCGUGUCGAUCACUACGAUGGAAUUUGUUAUAUGAUGUGGUGUGGAUUGUCGCAAUUUGGAAGAAUCAUCACUUCUCACCCGGCACUUGAAGGAACUUUCUGUGGGCCAAGCAAAUGGUGCAAUUUGGGUCGAUGUGUGCCAUGGAAUGGACAAAAUCAGCCAACUGUGCCACAAGCAUUUGCACCAACAAUGUCUCCCGCGCCAUCGCGACAAGAUGGUAGUUGGUCAGGCUGGGGAGGAACGAACUGCAACCAAUGCUUGUGCUCGCCAUUGGCGGGAGGAAUCGGCCUUGCAAUCUCUCGCCGAACUUGCUCAAAUCCUUAUCCAGCGAAUGGUGGCUCGGAAUGUACAGGCUCAUCUCAGCGUGCUAUUAUCUGCGAUCUUGGAUGUACUACUUCAACGAAAAGCGUUGAUAGAUAUAUCGAAGAGAAAUGCUCAGAGCACAAGCGCUUGAAAAACGACAAAGAGUUGACCGGAUCGGGAAGUCAAUUGGCGAGAUAUCCACAAAGGGCUUGCAAGGUGUUCUGUGACACGAUCACUCGUGGCGGUGUCCGAAACUAUCGCUUCUUUGGUGAUAAUCUGCCAGAUGGAACGAGCUGCGGAAGUGAUCGAUAUUGUCUCGGUGGAGAGUGCUUGUCGAUGACUUGUGACAACCGAGCGCUGAUCGGAAGAGAUUUACCUUGUCCGUCGGACACUUGUCCAAUAAGACAACCACCAACUCAAGCCCCGCAGGCUGGAGCGUGGACAGUGUGGAGUCAAUGGUCGAUGUGCUCUGUGACUUGUGGAGGAGGCUACCGAACAAGAUCCCGAACAUGCUCUUUGCCCGGCUUCUGCACUGGUUCGGACACCGAACAGGAGACUUGUAACACGGAGGUCUGCCCAAGACCCACGGCAACCGUUUCCACAUGGGCUCAGUGGACCGAAUGGAACUCGUGUUCGGUGAGCUGUGGACGAGGAUCUCAAGCAAGAUACAGGAAAUGUGUUUCGCCACAAGGGAAUAUUGCCUUCAAUUGUCCAGAGAAGAACAUCGAGGUGAGAAAUUGUGAGGCUGGACCUUGUUCGGGUGUUGGCGUUUGGGCGAUUUGGUCGACUUGGGGAACGUGCUCGACGAGUUGUGGACCGGGCACAAUGAUUCGACAGAGGGAAUGUCAAAGAGAACCCUGUGACGGCUCGGCAACAGAAAGACGAUCAUGCAACCAGGCUCGUUGUCAGAUGAACAGUCCAUCACAAUGGACUGGUUGGUCAGCGUGGUCCUCUUGUAGUCGGCUGUGUGGAAAGGGACUCCGGUCGAGGACCCGGUCGUGCACAGGCGGCUCGGACUGUCCCGGCUCGAGUCGGGAACAGGAAUUUUGCAAUGAACAAGAAUGCGCCGAUCGCGAUGAGGGCGAGUGGUCGCACUGGUCGUCGUGGGGCUCGUGUUCGGUCUCGUGCGGAGCGGGUGUCAAAAGGCGCACGCGUUACUGCAGGACGGGCAAUUGCCCGGGCAGCUACAAGGAAUCGGCAAUUUGCAACGACAAGGAGUGCGACUCGCACAACGCGUCGUGGGGAGGUUGGGGUUAUUGGUCGGCGUGUUCCGAGACAUGCGGUUACGGAGUCCGUAAACGAGUCAGAAAGUGUUACGGCUCCGGGGAUUGUUCGGGAGUACCGUACGAACGACAGAAUUGCAUCGUCCGUGAAUGUCCAUCAUUCCGAAGGAGU
Messenger RNA from Mesorhabditis belari, 3075 nucleotides. Lineage: Eukaryota; Metazoa; Nematoda; Chromadorea; Rhabditida; Rhabditidae. The record is from the annotation of a GenBank genome assembly.